AGAGAUCUUGAUGCAAAAAAAGCGAUGAUUCAAGAUAAAAUUGUGACCCAUUUCCGCAAUCAUCCAGAACUAGAAUCCAACUCUGAUUACGAAAAAUUCUAUCUUCAGUUGAGAAAAUCUUCAUCCCCAAUCAAACCAUUUUAUACCAAUCAGAAUCAGAAUAAUCAAAACAAUCAAAACAAUCAAAACAGCAUUGAUAGCUCUCUCACAAGUUCAGUCAGAAAAUCAACGAGAAUUUCUUCAAGGGUUUCAUCAUUCAAUUCCAACAAUUUUUCGUCACCAACCAGAUUAGCAAAAAACAAAUCAGUAGGCAAAAUCUCUCAAAGAAUUUAUGCCUCUACAAUAAAUGUUUCAUCCGAGCAAAGCUCUGAAGAAAUUUCGGAUAUAGAUUCUGAUGAGAGCUUAGAAGUAGUUGUUUUGAAUGAUAAUAAAUCCAAUAUAAAAGUGGAAUCCGAAUUUGAUAGUAAUGGUAAUAUUGAAGAGAUUAAUCUUAAAGAGAUUAAGAUUGAAGAGAUUAAACUUGAAGAGAUUAAGAUUGAAGAGAUUAAACUUGAAGAGAUUAAGCUUGAAGAGAUUGAGAAUAUUGAUGAAAAUAAAACCAAUAAUACUGAAAUUAAAAAAGUAAAAUCUAUUGAUGAUAUAAACCAUUUCAAUUCUAACUCAGACACCGAAUUUGAUCCUGAUUCUGAUGACGAGGAAUAUAUUGAUAAUUAUUCAACUCUAGAUAAACUAACAGACAAUUUGAUUUAUUACUAUGAAUACACAUUUCAGAACACUUUAAAAAUAAACUCGGCUAUUAAAUCAAAUUUAUCAACCAUCAAUGCAAUUACUUUUAUUCAAUUAUCAGUUGAAUUUAUUUCGCUCCUAUUGAACUUUUAUAAUUCAAUUACUAAUAACAACUCAAUUAAAGCUAAUAUAAUCAAUAACACAGUUAACAAUCCCAGUUUUGUAUUACUAUACUUUUAUUCAUUUCAAUUUGUUGUUUUGCCCUUAAUUACAAGUUAUUAUUUUAAUUUUACUAAAAAUAACUACAAUACUUAUUCUUACCACGAUAAUAAUGAUGGUGAUGACGAUAAUAACAAUAAUAACAAUAAUAACAAUAAUAUAAGUCCAUUAAUCUUGAAUUAUUUUGAUCCUUUAAUUUUUAACUUAUCAAAAGCAAUAUUUUAUUAUUUUAUAACUUAUAAUAGUAUUGACAGUAUUUAUGCUAUUGAUAAUGUUGGUAAUGUCGAAAAUGUCGAGAUUGUUGGAAAUUACAGUUUUUAUAUUAAAGAUUUAAUACUGAAUUAUUCAAUUAUUUUAAGCUCAGUGUUAGGUCGUUUACCAAUAGUCAAUUCAAUCAUCGGUACUAUUAUUGCAAUGUAUAUUUGAAUUGUCAUUAUGCUUGUCAUUGUGCUUGUUAUUAUGCUUGUUUUUUAGUUUUAUUGUUAAUUUUAUUGUUAAUUUUAUUGUUAAUUUUAUUGUUAAUUUUUUGUUUAUUUUGUUUUUUUUUACCGAUAAAAGAACUUUUGGAAUUAAAAUGGAAGUCUUUAUAAAUAUUUAUAUAGUAUAUAAAUGAUAGUGUGGUCUGUGUUAAAUAAACUAAUCAACUAAUUAAGAUAAUAAAACUGUAAAAUAGAAUAAUAAUUUGUAAGGUUGUAAGAUGAAUCAAGUAUCAUUUAGUGUUAUUUCCGCAAAGCGAAUGAUCAUAAAAAAGUAUUUUGAAUGUUAUGAGUAAUUUAGAAUUGACAUUGACUAGAUAAAUA
Messenger RNA from Ascoidea rubescens DSM 1968, 1745 nucleotides. RefSeq lists its product as uncharacterized. The transcript has a single exon. Lineage: Eukaryota; Fungi; Ascomycota; Saccharomycetes; Ascoideales; Ascoideaceae. Bases 25 to 1371 code for a protein of 448 amino acids. The record is from RefSeq and is a predicted model, not a curated record.